AUGCACGACUCGGAAACAAGCCCGGUGGGGCGACUGGACGAGUAUAUCCGAAGCUUCGAGCAGAAGUAUGGCGCUGUUCCAGUUGAGCUCCAGACGAACGACUUGCAAAGUUCUGUUGGCAGCUUUGUGGAACCGCUGGCCUUGCGGCAGAGUCGUGAGGACAAGCCGGAUCCGCCAGACGGCCUUCGCAAUGUCCAAUCCAGCCCAGCACGCGAGCUUUCGUCGCUGCCGGUUAGAACGACUACACCGAGAUAUCCAUGGCAGGUAGCCCCGUCGGAGCCUGUACGGGCCUUACCCUUCAAACUCCGAACCAAGGGGCUGGAAGCGUUUGUGCCCCAUGUCCCAGCGGCAACAAGCAGCUACAAGGCGCCGUCUGGAUUUGCCAGCGACUUCUCAACAGCCUGUGGCUCUUCCAGCCUGGGCCUGGGCCUGAAGCCUUCAGAAGCAGAUCCUCCUAUGCCUGACAAGUCAGCAACGGCCCUGGAUAUUUCAAGCAUGGACCUUUCACACCUGAGCAUGCCUCCUCUCUUUGAAAGAAGCUCCAUGUUCAAUCCGGUACCAGAGUGGGAUUCAAGCCGUGUCAGUCAGCGGAGUUUUUCACAGGUGCCUGCGCCUUUGCCGCAGUCCUCUUUUUGCAGCCUUGCUGCACGGUCCAGCUUCGUGACUGAUGCAACUUCCUCGAGCUUGGGCUUUGCACCAGGUGACCGAGGCGACCCGGGCUUCGCCCCCUGCGCACGUUUGCAAAGGGCUCGUGCCGCCAGCAACCCACCGAAGCUGCAGCUCGCGGGCCCAAGUGGCGUACGACACCGACUUGCGCAUAAUGCACCCAGGCCCAGGCCUUCGAGCCCGAACCUGAACCUGGGCUCCCCCUCCCCUGCCAACCAUCGGCUCACAAUCGGGAGCAGCCCUUGCAGAGUCUCCUCCCAGGAUCCUCCCUUGGCGCCCCGCCAGGCAGUGCCCAAAGCCCAGAAAGCUGUGGGCGGCCAAGGCUCUGGCCCUCUGGAGUCUGGGCCGCCCCAGCUGUCUCCCCCGCGCAAGAAGAGCGCUGGCAGUGCCGGGCCACUGCCUUCAAGAGCAUCGCCAUCUUUGAAAGAUGCAGCGGUCCAGUUUGAGCAUGGUGAGCGGAGUGCUGCCAGGGAGGCACAAGACGAAGUGAACUGUCAAAGCCCGAAGGUUCCUCAAAGACCUCUGCAGUCCUUCGCUGCUCGGUCUUGCGAGAUUGCCGUGCAGACGGAGAGCAUCGCUGCAGCUACCGAUUCCAACACUGCUCCAAGGCUUCAAGUUGAGCCGAUUGCUGCAGUGGCCCAUUUUCCUGAGGCGCCGUUUCAAACGAACGGCAAAGGGGAGCAACGCGACGAGCCGUCGCGCGACAACGGCUUGUGGAAUUCCAUGAGCCCCCUGUCUCAAAACAGCGCGCCAAGGCGUGAACUUGCUGAAGGGGUUUCUCUCAGCCAAGACGAUUUGACACAAAUGAGUGCUUUGUGCACCCCUGAGAAGCUCUGGUUUUCUGCCAUGAAGGAUGACACGCCGGACUUCGGUGGCGACAUUGCUAGCGCACGCGCUUCGAGCUUGUGGCAGGGUUCGUUCAACACCCGGCCGAUCGGGCUCGGCAUGGAGCACGAUGUGGCCCAAAGCCUCGACGGCCCUUGUGGCAGACUGGCAUCACCCCCUUCUGCAGAGAUGUCCCACACCAAUGCAGAGAUGGAGCAGUUAAACCAGCAACUGCUGAGAGCCCUGGCUCGUGCAAUGACUCACUUGCGCCGAAUGCAAAGUUUGUCUCUGCCAACGAGCUGGAACACGCCGCAUGAUGCCUAA
This is a messenger RNA of Symbiodinium sp. CCMP2592, 1815 nucleotides long. The record is from the annotation of a GenBank genome assembly. NCBI's taxonomy places the organism in Eukaryota, Dinophyceae, Suessiales, Symbiodiniaceae.